UUCCCCUGCACUGCCCUCUCAAGUGGACUUGGACUUCAGUAAACUCCCUGUGCUUUCCUGCUUCUGUCUCGCUUUUGUAUUUUUUCUUACAUGAAGACAAGAACUUGGUCACCAUUGCUCUGGGUUGAGUCUGCCUCAGGAUAUCCCUGAGAGCCUUUGGCAACACAUGGAGCAAACUGAAGACAGGAGUUUGGAGUCAAGGAGACAGAGGUUCCAGGAGAUGGGAAGCAACCUCCGAAAGUUAACCUACAGGAUCACCUCUAGCUGCUGCUGUGCCACAGACACAGCAAAGUCCACUGCUGAUGAGCCCCUUCUCAGAGGCAAAAAACAGCAAGAUCUCCAAGAGAUGCUGAGAGAAGUAGGACUGGAGGUUGAGUACUGGUUGCCCAAGCUGCAGGAACACCUGGGUGUGACCUGUGCCCAGGCCUUACAACACCUAGAAGACAAAGACCUCCAGCAGCUGAAAUCCCAGGCACAAUAUCCCUGGGAGAAAAGGGCCCUGGAGAAGCUGCUUCUCCUGCCACACCCAAUUAGUCUUUCGGAGUUCCAGGAGUCACAGGUGGAAAUGAUAAAGGAAAAGCAAAAGAAGACAGAACAGGUGCAGCAGGAAUUGAAAGACUUGCUGUUAGAAGGCAGACAACAAGAAGAGGCAGCGAGGAAAAGAGAGGCAGAGCUGAGGCAGGUGGUGGAGAUCCCCAAGGAGUACUGGCCACCCCCUGAAAACUCCCUAAGAGAAGUCAUGGGAAACAUGGAUACACAACUCAACCUCACGGAGGGGACACUGUCUCACAAGCAAAACCUCCCAGAUAGAGAUCUGGUGAGAUGGGCAUCUGGAGGGCUGGCCCUGCAGGGAAUUUACAAAACCAGAUACCAAAGGGACCUUAUAGAGAAGAGAGAGGCACUACUCAGUGUCCCCAAGGACUUCUUACUCUUUGGCCCUCAGCAGGGCACACAGAUGGACACAAAGGAAUUUAAAUCUACUCAAGCAGAAUCUAUGUUUACCCAGACAAUGGAGAUGCUGGGCUUCAGCAUAACUUCUUCUGCCAAGGGCGGAGGUUGGGGAUUUAGCUGGGAAACUGGUAUGGAUCACAGCAAACAUUCAGAAUCCAAGGAAACCCAUCAAUCGAGUUCUGAUCACUCUUAUUUCUGCUCUACUAAGUUCAUCUAUUUCCCACUCUCCUCCUUCCACUUUCCCAUUGAUCAGCUCCAGUUCUCCAAGGCUGCUCUCCAGGAAUUGAAAUGCAUUGAAGAUAUCCUGGGUCAGCCUGCAGACCCAGCAAGAGUCCUCUUGCUAAGGCACAAGGCUGAAGCUUUCUUCCACAGGUUUGGCUCUCAUGCUAACCAGGGCCCUCUGCACCUGGGAGGAAUCUACUGGUGGAAAGCCAUUUCAGAGGGAUUCCGAAGUGAGCAGCUGGCAGAAGUGAAAGAGCUGUCAGCAGAAUCCCUGAAUAGUUACGUAAGGGGCAGCUACAGUGGUUUUGGAGUGAACGUCGCUGCAGGUGUAGAUGUGUCAGACUCACAUUCAAACGCAUCCUCCCAAAUCACAACCUGCCAAAAUCUUCAAACCAAAAUCCAACUAUCUGUGGCCCACACAGGGGGCCCACCAGAAGCAAAUGGCUUUCUGCAGUGGAAAGCUGGCCUAGUUGCCAGUAAUCAAACCUGGUGUGUCAUUGACCGGGGACUUCAGCUGGUGCCCAUUUGGGACAUCAUCCUAUCCAGGCACAGAACAGAUUUUAAGGAUCCUCUUCAGGUAGCUAACUUGCUAAAAGACAGCUACACUGCUUUGACUGGCGUCACUGCCAAGAUCCAGGAUGGAGAAUUAUUAAGUGUUGGGAAGGAGGUUAGGGUUUUCCUAGAGGAAGUGAAAUCCUGGGAGGUAUCUGAUCCAGAAGAGAAGCUUAAAAAGCUUAUAAACUUCAUGCAAAUGUUGAGUCAAAACAUUGAAAGUUAUGAUGCUUGGGUUAACAUAUGCCUCACAGAUUAUAGUCUGCAGAAUUUUCUGAUAAACACUGUUAACUUUUGCAAAAAGUCUUCCAUUUAUAAAACCAAAUUUGUUAAAUCUCAGUUGUGCAGCCUUUUGAAUCCUCACAUCUACAGAGUGACAAACUUUCCUCAGGCUCAUUCCAUCAUGCAGUGGAUCUUCCAGCCAGAAUCAGAACAAGAGCACAGCAACAUUUCUGAGUUUUCUGAAUUGAUUAAAAUCUUAGAGGAAACGCAGAAUGAACUCUGGGAAGUGAAGGCCAAAUCUGAAUCUGCAGAAACAGUGGAGGAAGCUCAAAGAAAGGCCACUUACAAGGUGAGCUUGUCUCUUGGCUGCUUCUUAAAUUACCUCCAAGAAACAGAGCAGCCAGACACACAGCUCUUGCUACUUAACAUUGCAGCUGGUGCAGGAUAUCAUGUGGGAAACCAUAGUUUUGAGUAUCUCCUGGGGUGUGAGGAGAUAGACUCCCUUCUGAAUGAAAUGCAAACUGCCCAAGAUAAAUACCAGGAGCUCAAAACUAUUUGCACCUACAGGGCUCAGGCAUUCCUGGUGCUCACAGGACUUAGAACUACUGUCGGAGUCACAGCUGUGUCUCCAGAGGAGAAAACACAACGCUUGGCAUUAAUAAGACAACACAUGGGCCAAUCUUUAUCUAAAGAACUGGUACAUGUCCUCACCAAACUUGAAGCAGAUCAUGAUUGGGAAAACCUAGAGAAAGACUUGAGAUUGCUCAUUGAUGGGAAUUAUGAAGCCACCACCUCUUCACUGCAAAUGGAUGAGGUGAGAAAAAAUUUGCAAAGCAUCUUCCAUGAAAAGAAAGAGCCCCAUGAACCACCUGAUAAUGAAAACAGCAAACAGGAAGAUGGAGCCUUCCAAGAGUUACUCCAGCGUUUAGGCCUAACACAUUACUACCCAAAAAGGAUGAGCAAAGCUAACUUCCACGUGAUCUGCAAGGCUUCUGUGUACAACAGCCAGCCCAGUUCUGAACAGGAGAUUCCCUUCUAUUUCCUGCAGAAGCUACUGAUGCUGGAUUAUGGGCUGAGAUACUUGGUCUUCAGAGAUGAUGAAAACAAACAGAAUGAAGUCUAUCCAAGUGCCUUGAAUCAGGAAAAUGAGGCUUUUGAUCCAUAUGAAGACUUGUUCGAAGACACUGAUGCUCCCACUAAUCCUUCAGCCACUAAUCCUAGGCCCCAUAUUCAUCCUAUGGAUAUUCAGAUGGCGAUUCUUCACUGUGCAGAUGAUUUUGCCAGACAAUAUAUUAUGGGCAAACUUGCCGUUUGUCAGUUUGCCCUCCCCUUUCUCAUACCUAAUCCCUGUAGUUCUGAAAUUGAAUUCUCUCUCUGGUCUCUCCGUCAAAUUAGAAGAAGCUGGCAAGAAGCCAGGAAAUCACCAAACGAGAAGGACAAUUACAAGAAUAAGCAGAUGUGUUGUGUCUCUACCCCCAUUGUGUCCUUUAUUAGAGUUGGAAAUGGCUUCUCUGCUUCCAAAUCUCAGAUCAUGAACUGUCUCCUCAGUAAACGUAAACAUGAUAUCUUUUUUCACCGACACUGCAUAGGGAGCAGCAAAGACUGUCUCUUGAUGGGAGGUGUGGUGGAAGUCUGCUGGUUCUGUCCUGGUGGAGAAUAUAAAGAUAGAUUUGACAACUGCCUGACCUUCACCAAUCUUCAUGGAGAUGCAAAGAAACAUGAGAAGCAACUCACCUUCCUGCAGGAGGUCUCUUCUCUCUUUGUUGUCCUCAUGUCAACUUCAGAUGAAAAUAAAGAAAACCGAAAAAUUGUCCGUGACCUGAGUCAAUCACAAAGACCUCUGAUCUGCUUGCUUGAUAACAAAGAAAAAGCCAUGGCCAGUAACUCUAACCAGAAAGUGAUCAUUGGGAUCAAGAACAGAAAUGAGGCGGAAUUAACAGAGGAGCUCGCUACGAUAAUCAGACGUUUGCUAGAGCUCUCACACACUGCUCUGAGCAUAGAGGACUGUUCCCAGAUUGCUCGCAAGCAAGGAUUCCUUAUUGAUGAAGACCAGAGAGAUUGCAGGGAAGCCAGAGAAAAGGCAGAGAUCCUAAUGGCCCUUCUGAAAGAAAAGAAGAUAUCUCAGGUGAAGGAAAACUUACUACCCCUUCAGGGACAACUAUGGCACCUUUGGUGUAAAAAGGACAAAGAACUCUAUCACCUCAGAGAAAAGGGGAAUCGGAGCAUUGAACAACACAAAUGUGAGAUUCAGACAGAAAAACAAAGAAUACGACACCAACAGUUGACCAAAGCCUUUCCUCUCAAUGAUUUAAUGCGCUCUGUCCUUGAAAUUCUCCAAAUACAUUCAGAAACUCACCCCACACUCUAUUUUUUGCAAUGGCUGAGUAUGUGUUUAGACAACCUGACUGCAGGACACUUGGAAAAACUGAAUGAAGAGAAAAAAUCUGUAUGGUCUCUGAUAGAAACAGAAAAGCGAAAAGCACCAAAUAGCAACAACCUGAAAGGUUGGCAAAAUAAGAUAGAAGCUAUCUCCAUACAGAUUGAUGAAUGUACCUUGGGAAUUGAGCAACUUCUCCGAGAAUUUGGCCAGAUCUAUGAAGCUCUGGAAGAAACUUCUUCCACAAAACAUAUCGUUUUUCUCUCCCUUCCCCAGAUUGCUGCAGAUCUAAUGAUAUCUGGUGUUCCCAUUGAGCUGAUGGAUGGGGAUGCUUCCUAUGUACCUCUAAAGUGGGUGACAGCUCUUUUUGACAAGCUCUCUGAGAAACUUGGAAACAAACGGCUCUUUGUUCUCUCUGUCCUUGGCCUGCAGAGCUCAGGGAAGUCCACCCUGCUGAAUGCACUUUUUGGGCUGCAGUUCACUGUCAGUGCUGGGAGGUGUACCCGGGGGGCCUACAUGCAGCUCCUGAAGGUGGAGGAGACAUUCUCAGAGGAAUUUGGCUUUGAUUUUGUGCUUGUUGUGGACACAGAAGGACUUCGGGCCCCAGAACUGAGCAACAAAUCUAAGAAUCGUGACAAUGAGUUGGCAACCUUUGUCAUUGGACUUGGAAACUUGACUCUGAUCAAUAUUUUUGGGGAAAAUCCAUCAGAAAUUCAAGAUAUUCUCCAAAUCGUUGUCCAAGCCUUUUUGAGGAUGAAGCAAGUAAAAAUCUCCCCAAGUUGCCUCUUUGUCCAUCAGAAUGUGGGGGAAGUUACAGCUAAAGACCAAACUAUGGAAGGACGAAGGCGCUUAGAGCAGAGACUGGAUGAAAUGGCAGCAAUAGCGGCUGAGCAAGAACAAUGCUCAGAUAUAACCCGCUUUAGUGAUGUCAUUAAGUUUGAUGUCAAUACUCAUGUCUACUACUUUGCUCACCUCUGGGAUGGCAAUCCCCCAAUGGCCCCUCCCAAUCCUCGCUACAGCCACAACGUCCAGGAACUGAAAACUAGAAUUCUUAUGACUGCCAAACAGGAAUCCAGGGGGAGCAUCAUGAAGAUAUCAGAUGUAAAAUCACGAGUUCAAGAUCUAUGGAGAGCCCUGGUGAAUGAGAACUUUAUUUUCAGUUUCAGGAAUACCCGAGAGGUCAUGGCCAUGAGCAAAUUGGAAACCAUGUAUAACAGCUGGACCUGGGAGCUGAGGAGCCAUGUGCUAGGCUUACAGAACCAGCUGAUAAACCAGAUUCAGAAUGGAAAGGUCCAGACACUCAGAAGAAGCAUAAUUGAGGCUCCAGUUGCAGAAAAAUAUGAAGCCAUCAAGCAAGAACUUGAAAAAUAUUUUAAUGAAGAUCCAGAGAGUGAAAUACUGAUUCAGUGGAAAGCAAAUUUUGAAAAUAAGCUAAUGACCCUAAAAGAGUCACUUACUUUAGAUAGCCAAAGAAAGGUUGAGCAACUUAUUAAUUAUAAAAAGAGUCAAGAAAGACUGGAUAGUGAAAAGUCACAUUAUGAACAGGAAUUAUUGGAAAAAAGCCGAAAUUUAGCUUUAACUGUGAAGGGCAAGGAAUUGAGGGAGGAAGAGUUACAUGACAUAUUCAAAUCAUUUUGGGAAACACGGAUCAAUGCUUUGUCCUCAACUCUCCCUCCAGUCACAGACCCUAACAUUGAUGUGGAUUCUGAAGACAUCCUUUUAGAGCAUUUUAAAACGGAGAGAGACAUGGUGAGCAUACUUAAGAAAUAUUCUGGGCAAACAUUUCAAGAAAAUUAUGAUGAACAUGUCCAGAUGAGCAAGAAAUAUCUCAUAUUUACAAAACAAUUAGAAAAACACGAUAAGGAGUCCAUAAAGAGGACCACUGAGAACAUUAUUUCAAGAUUUACUGAAUACAUUAAAAAUAUUCAAGGGCAACAAUAUGAUUACAAUCCAAGUUAUUUCCAUAAAAUCCUGAGAAUAAUAGAAGAGAUGGUGAAAUCGCCCCCCACUGAGGGUAGAUACACAUUUACAAGUAAAUAUAAAAUUGACUUAUCUUUGUUUUUAUUCCGAAGAGCAGCAGAGAAUUUUAAGGAGAUGCACAAGGCAUUCAAAAGUUCAAAUGAUCCUGUAAACUAUCUGGAAAGCAAGAAAGAUGAUUUCUUCAUGAGUUUUAAGAUCUCUUGUCAAGGAGCAAUCUCCAUCAAAUCAUUGGUUGAUUUUCUGUGGAAAAAACUCACACCUGCUGUCUCUACCACCAUGUGGCAAAACAUGGCCCUUCGAAUUGCUAGAGACAUACAAUCUACCUUCCCUGCAUUCAAUGGAAACAGAGCUAACCUGGAGAAACACGUUCUCAUCUCUCUGGCAGAAAAAGAAAAUUUUGAUGAUUACUGGGAGUACCUUCAUAAGCCAGAAUCAUGUUUUAGGAAUUACAUUCAAACCCAAAUUAGAAGAUAUUGUUCAGACAGAGGAAGUAAAACAAUGAAGAUUUUACAAAGAUGUUUAGAUGACAUCAAGAAUGUCAUCCUCUCAGCUAUUCAUGAAUCCACAGCAAUAGCCAAAGAUAAAAGCAGCACUAUGUCUAAGUGGUUGGAUUUAUUCUGUGAUCACCUGGGAAGUAACUUGAUCUUUCCACGAAAUGACUUGAAAAGCAUCGAACACCAGGAGAUAAAAGAUAUUGAGUUUCUCAAAGAAGCCAUGACUGAAGUUUUGGAUCCCUCAAUGAAGACGGUAGAACAGAUGUGUUCGAGUAUGCCUGUAGAAGAAAUUGUUCCUGAAAUCCAGAAAAUGCUCUCUGACCAGCUCUGUGGCUGCUGGAAACAGUGUCCCUUCUGCGGAGCAAUUUGUACAAACACAGUCCGCACACAUGACGGAGACCACAGUGUUCCCUUCCACCGUCCUGAGGCUCUCACUGGAACGAAAUGGCAUAGAACAGAAGAGUUUGCCAUUGAGUACUGUACUAGUUCGGUAGCAAGUGAUUGUGCAUUUAUUUUGAGUGAGGACCGCAGAUUCCCAUAUAAGAACUAUCGACAGGCAGGAGGGGACUAUGCCACAUGGAGCAUCACCCCAGACUCAUCUACCCAGCCCUACUGGAAAUGGUUUGUCUGUCGCUUCAGAUCAAACCUAGAAGAAAAAUAUGAGAAAAAAUUUAUAGGUAGAGGUAAAAUCCCUGAUCAAUGGUUCGAAAUCACAAAGCAGGACGUGCUUGAUGACCUGAAAAAACAGUAAUACUCAAUGACCACAAGAGUACGAGAAUGUGAACAAAAGAAUUAUAGUACCUGAACAAUCCUAAGAGACCUCCUUCUCACAACGAGAAUCUUCAUUAUUUCCAUUUUUCAAAUGAAACAUCUAAAAAUAAGUCAAUUAACAUUGCAAGAGUAGAUUUCCUUUUGGAAGGAUUUCAUUUUUCUUCGUCUCAAUUCCUUCUGGUCUAAAAACAGGUUACUAAAAUAUAUGAACAUAUGAUAAAAAUAAAAUAAAAUUCAUUUAAAAUGCCUACUUCAUAUUUUAAACUAUUAUUCAGAAUUUUCUUUUAUUUUAAAACAUGUAAAAUUAUAUGAAGUCUCAAAAAAGACAUUUUCCUACAGGGAAAUCAAAAUCAUUGAAGCCUGCUACAAACUUCUAUAGAUUAACUAUUAAUAUAUGAUUGUUCAAAUCAAUAUACAGUUCUUGGCUAAAAGGUACAAAUUGCCUUUCUUAAAGCGUAUUUUUAUACCUUCUGAAAUUGUGAAGAAAAGUUACUAACCCUUGAAUGAAAAAAUAUUCAUGGAAAGUCCAUAGUGAUAUAUGGACAUAUUCUGUUCUGGGAAAGAACACAAGGGACUUGACCACGAUAGAGCCUGCAUCAAUUCAGGAAACAUUAUCAAGCAAAUAUGGUAAAUAGAAAUCAAGUAACUGUUUUUUUCUCAUCUAGCCAUACCUUCUUCUUCCCUGGUAUGUUGGCAGUUCCCUGUGCCUGCUUCUAAAAAACAUAUGGUUCACAAAGGUUUAGGUAUUCAAAGCCUGGUGCUUUGUACAAAUCAAAGAAGGACUAGCUUUUAUGACCAGUUGAAGGAGCCAUUUUAAUCAUGGCUACGGACAAGGCCUGAUUUCAUUAUGCUAGUAAUGAUUUUAUAAAGUAUUCCUUCAAGAAUAAAAUAUCAAAGAGUAUACAGUUUUUAGGUUCUGAUAUUUCAAUAAAUUAUUUUUUAUGUUACAAUGGAAGGAAUUUCUUAUCUCUAAAACAGUCACCCUGUGACUCUUCUUGCUAUUUGAGCCAUAGGGUCAUUAUCAGAAUAAAAAUAAAACACACUCUGAAGCCAACCAAAACCCUGAGAGGGGAAAGAAAUCACCAUUCUGCAAUCCUACACCUUCUGAAACAAUGACUUAUGUUAGGUUCUCAAAGCUGAUGAUCUAAAGGAAUCUUGACACAAAGAAGAAAAUCUCUUCAUGUUAGACACGGGAGCAUCUAUGGCUUCUACUUACAUGGAAGGGGUAUGUUUACCCCUCCAUUGCCAGACAAACAAUCUAUGGCACCGCAGUCUUAACUUGAAUCUUCAGAGCUUGGAGACAGGAGUACUGAUUCUGUCCUGAUUCAGACAAGAUUCUGCUAUCUUUAUACCCUCAAAGGGCUUCAAGCAUACUCUCAGUUUGAGGUCAAAUGACCCAUGUAUCCAGAAGAAAUCUUGAAACAGAAAAAUUAUAGAGGAAACAAGUGUUCUUGUACAGUAUGGUUUCCAUUUUGUUCUCUGGAAAAUAGUCUCAGUAAGAGUUAAAAGGACCUCAUAGGUCCAAUAUGAUGAUGUUGAAAUGGUGACACAAACAGAACCGCUGCCGAGCAUGGUGCCUGUCUCUCACAUCACUGCAUCCUUGAAAACUGCAAUAUUCAGUUAACAUUUGCUGAGUGCCUUUUGUAUUUGUUUAAAGAAUCCAUAAUGGCUCCUAACUAAGAAGUAUCAUAUAUUAUAUAUUAACUUUGAUUUUCAAGCCAACAUUGUUAUGUAUAAAUAAAAAA
Messenger RNA from Rhinolophus ferrumequinum (greater horseshoe bat), 9314 nucleotides. RefSeq names its product interferon-induced very large GTPase 1-like. Gene Ontology annotation, molecular function: GTP binding. The coding region runs from base 167 to 7549 and encodes 2460 amino acids. The record is from RefSeq and is a predicted model, not a curated record. The transcript has 3 exons. Lineage: Eukaryota; Metazoa; Chordata; Mammalia; Chiroptera; Rhinolophidae.